Messenger RNA from Ochlerotatus camptorhynchus, 16691 nucleotides. RefSeq names its product Ryanodine receptor (gene RyR). The transcript is spliced from 30 exons. Bases 556 to 15927 code for a protein of 5123 amino acids. NCBI's taxonomy places the organism in Eukaryota, Metazoa, Arthropoda, Insecta, Diptera, Culicidae. Gene Ontology annotation, biological process: intracellular calcium ion homeostasis; release of sequestered calcium ion into cytosol by sarcoplasmic reticulum; striated muscle contraction. Gene Ontology annotation, cellular component: sarcoplasmic reticulum membrane; calcium channel complex; smooth endoplasmic reticulum. The record is from RefSeq and is a predicted model, not a curated record. Gene Ontology annotation, molecular function: ryanodine-sensitive calcium-release channel activity; protein binding.
CGGUCGUCAGUUGCUCGUCGUUGGACCAGUCGCGAACAUCGCGGAACAUCUUUCUCAGCCGAAAGUUCCUGCAAUUAACCGACCCGUGGAUUACGGUUUCUUGCAGUGUCCAGACUAGCAGCAGCCUCAGCAGCGUGUGCUGGAACGCGUUCUGGAUCGUGUCCUUGCAGUGCAGUGUGUGAACAGCUAUCCGGAUUUACGACAGUGGAAUUUGCCAUCACUAGGUGGGAAAAGCACGAUUAGUGGAAAAUAGAGAAAACGAAACGAAACAGACUGAAGGUGACGCGGUACUCCUCAGUGUAAAAGUAGCGAAAACAAACCCAAACGAAUGAAAAACCGUGUCACCUGUGUAAAGCAAAAAUUCUGAAAAGAAAAGUGAAUACUCAACACACAAAACCAGUUGCACCAAACAGAACUCAUGAAGUAACGCGAGGAUCCGGCUCAAAAGUUCUUUCGUUUUUCGGUUGAUUUUUAAUGUUUUUGAUUGGAAGAAGAAAAUUGAAGUAAGCAAAAUAACCCACUUGGAAUAGAGGUCACACCAAACAAGCGACCACCAUGGCGGAAGCGGAAGGAGGGUCGGAGCAGGAUGAUGUUUCGUUCCUGCGGACGGAAGACAUGGUCUGUCUGUCCUGCACGGCAACGGGCGAACGUGUCUGCUUGGCGGCCGAGGGCUUCGGCAACCGGCACUGCUUCCUCGAGAACAUCGCCGACAAGAACAUCCCCCCGGACCUAUCGCAGUGCGUGUUCGUCAUCGAGCAGGCGCUCUCCGUUCGUGCCCUGCAGGAGCUGGUCACGGCUGCCGGUUCCGAAACCGGCAAUGAAUCGGUAGGCAAGGGAACGGGUUCCGGACACCGAACGCUACUGUACGGCAAUGCCAUUCUGCUGCGUCACAACAACAGUGAUAUGUAUCUAGCGUGCCUUUCCACGUCGUCUUCCAACGAUAAGCUAUCGUUCGACGUCGGUCUGCAGGAGCACAGCCAAGGCGAAGCCUGCUGGUGGACGGUACACCCGGCGAGCAAGCAGCGUUCCGAGGGUGAGAAGGUCCGCGUCGGUGACGAUCUGAUUCUGGUCUCAGUAGCAACCGAACGUUACCUGCACACCACCAAGGAGAAUGACCUAUCGAUCGUCAACGCGAGUUUCCACGUUACGCACUGGAGCGUCCAGCCGUACGGCACCGGUAUCUCACGCAUGAAGUACGUCGGCUACGUCUUCGGUGGCGAUGUGCUUCGGUUCUUCCACGGAGGUGACGAGUGUCUAACCAUACCGAGUACGUGGGGACAGGAGACGGGACAAAACAUGGUAGUCUACGAAGGCGGAUCUGUGAUGUCCCAGGCUCGGUCCCUGUGGCGACUGGAGCUGGCCCGUACCAAAUGGGCUGGAGGGUUCAUCAACUGGUCCCAUCCAAUGCGGAUUCGUCAUCUGACCACCGGUCGAUAUCUGGGUGUCAACGAUAACAAUGAGCUGAUUCUGAUGUCACGGGAGCAGGCUACUACCUCGCAGACAGCAUUCGUACUACGUUCCGAAAAGGAUGACCAGAAGGUGGUGCUUGAGGACAAGGAUCUUGAGAUAAUCGGUGCACCGAUCAUCAAGUACGGUGACUCCACCGUCAUCAUGCAGCAUCACGAGUCGGCGCUCUGGGUGAGCUACAAGAGCUACGAAACCAAGAAGAAGGGUGUCGGUAAGGUUGAGGAGAAACAAGCUGUCCUGCACGAGGAAGGUAAGAUGGACGACGGGUUGGACUUUUCCCGCUCCCAAGAGGAGGAAUCGAGAACUGCACGGGUCAUCCGCAAGUGUAGCCAUCUGUUCACCAAAUUCAUCGGUGGCCUUGAAACUCUGCAGGUGAACCGUCGGCAUUCGUUCUUCCUGCAAACUAUCAAUCUCGGCGAAAUGGUGAUGUGCCUGGAGGAUUUGAUUAACUACUUUGCUCAGCCGGAAGAUGACAUGGAGCACGAGGAGCGCCAGAACAGGCUGCGAGCUUUACGAAACCGUCAGGAUUUGUUCCAGGAGGAAGGUGUGUUGAACCUGAUCCUGGAAGCGAUCGACAAGAUCAACAUCAUCUCCUCGCAAGGGUUCCUGGCGUCCUUCCUGGCAAGUGACGAAACCGGCCAAAGCUGGGAGAUGAUCUCCGGUUAUCUGUACCAGCUGUUAGCCGCCAUUAUCCAGGGUAACCACACCAACUGUGCCCAGUUUGCCAACUCCAACCGUCUGAAUUGGUUGUUCUCCCGGUUGGGAUCGCAAGCCUCCAGCGAAGGUUCCGGUAUGUUGGAUGUACUGCAUUGCGUUCUCAUCGAUUCUCCGGAAGCGUUGAACAUGAUGCGGGACGAACAUAUCAAGGUAAUCAUUUCGCUGUUGGAGAAGCACGGUCGAGAUCCGAAAGUCUUGGAUGUCCUGUGCUCGCUCUGCGUUGGUAACGGCGUAGCUGUGCGAUCUUCUCAGAACAACAUCUGCGAUUUUUUGCUACCGGGAAAGAACCUGUUGCUACAGACCAGCUUGGUUGAUCAUGUGGCCAGUGUCCGACCGAACAUUUUCGUAGGACGAGUUGAAGGGUCUGCCGUGUAUCAAAAAUGGUACUUUGAGGUGACCAUGGAUCAUAUCGAGCAAACUACGCACAUGACCCCGCACUUGAGAAUUGGUUGGGCCAAUACGACCGGGUACGUGCCGUACCCAGGUGGUGGUGAGAAAUGGGGAGGUAAUGGAGUCGGUGAUGACCUGUUCUCGUACGGUUACGAUGGAAUGUUCUUCUGGUCUGCUGGACGCAGAACACGGAUAGUUUUCUCGGAUAAUACGGAGCCGUACAUCAAGAAGAAUGACGUGAUCGGUUGUACGCUGGAUCUGAGUGUUCCAGUGAUUCGGUUUACGUUCAACGGAGAACCGGUGCAUGGAUGCUUUACGGAUUUCAAUCUGAAUGGUAUGUUCUUCCCUGUCAUCAGCUGCUCGUCCAAAUUGAGUUGCCGUUUUCUGUUCGGUGGUGAUCAUGGUCGUUUGAAGUUCAAUCCUCCACCGGGAUUCUCUCCACUGGUUCAGUGCCUUAUGCCCCACCAGAACCUUAGCUUGGAUCCGUGCUUCUAUUUUGGUAAUCUACACAAGAGCGUCCUAGCCGGUCCAUGGAUGGUGGAAGAUGAUAGCGCCUUCGUACCGAAGCCGGUGGAUACUUCUACCGUUACGUUGCCAGCUUCCGUGGAAACGAUCAAAGACAAGCUGGCGGAGAAUAUCCACGAGAUGUGGGCCUUGAAUAAAAUUGAAGCCGGUUGGACCUGGGGUGAACGUCGUGAUGACAUGUACAGGAUUCACCCUUGCUUGACGUCAUUCGAGAAAUUACCAGCUGCGGAGAAACGAUACGAUUGUCAACUGGCCGUCCAGACGCUGAAGACCAUUCUUGCGUUGGGAUACUACAUAUCAAUGGAUAAGCCUCCAGCGAGAAUACGACCGAUCCGUUUGCCGAACGAUCCCUACAUGCAGGGUAACGGAUACAAACCAGCGCCACUGGAUUUGAGCGCUGCCGUCCUGAAUCCCAAGAUGGAAGAGCUGAUUGAUCUGCUCGCUGAGAAUACGCACAACCUGUGGGCUAAGGAACGUAUCCAGCAGGGAUGGACAUACGGUCUGAACGAAGACAGCGAGAAUCGACGCAGUCCACAUCUGGUGCCCUACAGCAAGGUAGAUGAAGCCAUCAAGAAGGCGAACCGUGAUACAGCUUCGGAAACUGUGCGGACUUUGUUGAUCUAUGGGUACAACCUGGAUCCACCAACUGGAGAGGCUAACGAAGCCUUGGCUGCCGAAGCAUUCCGGCAGAAGUUUUCCGCUUUCAGGACCUACCGCGCGGAGAAGAACUAUGCCGUCACGUCCGGAAAGUGGUACUUUGAGUUUGAGGUGUUGACCGCUGGUCCGAUGAGGGUCGGCUGGGCACGCGCAGAUUGCAACCCCGGUACCAUGCUGGGUAGUGAUGACUCCUCGUGGGCUUUCGAUGGCUACAAUGAAGAAAAAGUGUCUGGAGGUGCAACGGAAUCAUUCGGCAAACAGUGGGUACCUGGCGAUAUCGUUGGUGUAUUUCUUGACUUAGUGGAUCAUACGAUCAGCUUCUCGUUGAACGGAGAACUGCUGAUGGACGCCCUCGGCGGAGAAACCACCUUUGCCGAUGUUAACGCUCCGGAAGGAGUCGGAUUCGUACCGGCCUGUACCAUUGGAAUCGGUCAGAAAGCCCGCGUCGUCUACGGCCAAGACGUCGACUCACUUAAAUGGUUCACCACUUGCGGUCUGCAAGAGGGCUAUGAACCCUUCUGCGUUAACAUGAAACGCGCCGUUACGCACUGGUACACGAAGGAUCAACCGAUCUUCGAAAACAACGAAGACAUCCCGGAUUGUAAAAUCGACGUCACCCGAAUUCCGGGUGGUGCCGAUACGCCGCCAUGUCUGAAAAUUUCGCACAACACCUUCGAAACGAUGGAGAAGGCCAACUGGGAGUUCUUGCGUCUAUCGCUUCCGGUUACCUGCGACGACACCUUCAUCGAUGAAACGGAGAAGAUGCACCGGUGGGAGGAGAUCCGUAUCCGCCAGCAUCGUUUGCUGAUGGAAACCGAACACCAAACCCAGCCAAGUGGUGCUCACAUGGACCACAUCAUGAAGAGUGGCUUCACCAUGAACGACCUCAAGGGUCUGCAGCGCAACUACUCCGAAGACGGUGUCGAGUCCGACGAUGUCAUGCGUCAUGGACCACAGCGUCCGACGCGUGGUUCUCGCAGAGCGGAAGGCCUCAGUCCACCAGGAAUCGAAAUCAACGGUGAAAUGCACAUGUCCGAUGCUGAAAACGCUUACUCAGAUCACGAAUUGGAGGACGAUCGCAAGAAACGUGGCCGCAGUCCAUUCCGACUGUUCGGAAAGAAACGCGACCAAAGCAAGGACAAGCUGAAGGAUCGGCGCACACCAGAGCCGGAUGCUCGCAAGGGAACUAUGCAGCAACGUACAGUCGCCCGUAGUACGACGAUGCGUUCUUCCAAUGCCGAUAUCCGUGGUUCCGCCCAGAUGGCUGCUGAACGUAAGUCUAUGGGUAGCCCACAGGGAGUCGAGUCAUUCGGAAACGAAGUCUACGAUGCAGAUUGCUUGAAGUUGAUCAACGAAUACUUCUACGGGGUUCGCAUCUUCCCUGGUCAGGAUCCGACCCAUGUCUACGUCGGUUGGGUCACCACGCAGUACCACGUACAUAGCAAAGAAUUCAAUCAGGACAAGGUUCGCCACGCUGCGAUCUACGUCGAAGAUGAAAACGAAAAGACCGUGGAAGUCGUCAAUCGCCAAUCGUGCUACAUGGUCCGAGCAGACGAGCUGUUCAACGAAGUCUCGCAGGAUGCCUCCGGCAAGGGAGCUUCCCAGGGAAUGUUUGUUGGAUGCUUCGUUGAUACCGCCACCGGUACAAUUCGCUUUACCUGCGAGGGUAAGGAAACUUCACACGUGUUCCUUAUGGAACCGGAAACCAAACUGUUUCCAGCUAUUUUUGUCGAAGCCACGAGCAAAGAAAUACUCCAAAUCGAACUAGGCCGUACGCCGACCACCCUACCCUUAUCGGCUGCAGUUCUUCCAACUGGCGACAAACAUAUCAACCCACAGUUCCCACCCAGGUUGAAGGUUCAAUGCUUGAAGCCCCACCAGUGGGCCCGUGUGCCAAACACUGCCUUGCAAGUGCAUGCCCUUAAGCUGUCCGACAUUCGUGGUUGGUCAAUGCUUUGUGAAGACCCAGUAUCCAUGCUGGCUCUGCAUAUACCCGAAGAGGAUCGCUGCAUAGACAUCCUCGAGUUGAUCGAAAUGGAUCGACUGUUGUCGUUCCAUUCUCACACGCUAACUCUCUACUCGGCUUUAUGCUACCAAUCCAACUACCGGGCAGCCCACGCGCUCUGCAAUCACGUUGACCAGAAGCAGUUGCUGUACGCCAUCCAAUCGGAAUACUUAAGCGGACCACUCCGUCUAGGAUUCUGCGAUCUACUGAUCGCUCUCCAUCUGGAAUCCCAUGCAAACACCAUGGAGGUUUGUAAGAACGAAUUCAUCAUCCCAUUGGGUCCGGAACUGAAAGACCUAUACUCGGACCCGGAGAUGUGUCAUUCGCUUAGAUCCCUUCAAACCCUUUCCGUAAAACCCCAAAUGAACAUGACCGAGAUUGCAUCACCCACACCCCCACAAUCGAAUUUGCCAACAAUAGUAGCACCAGAUUCUUCCAGUGAACCGAUUCCGGCAAUUGAUUCGCUUUAUUCGCCAAGAUUCCCGCUCCAAGUGGUGCGGGAGUUUGUUAUGACCGCCCUGAAGGAGGCGGUCGAGAUCAAUCAGGUACACAACCGUGAUCCGAUCGGAGGUUCCAACGAGAACCUGUUCCUGCCGCUGAUUAAGCUGAUCGACAGAUUGCUGUUGGUCGGCGUGAUCAUCAACGAAGACGUCGAGAAGCUGCUGAUCAUGAUCGAUCCCGAGACGUGGGAUCCUGCAUUCGUGAAGGAAGGUAAGGAUGAACAUCGUAAGGGUCUGCUGACGAUGAAGAUGGCCGAAGGUGCCAAGCUUCAAAUGUGCUAUCUGCUACAUCAUCUGUACGACGUCCAGUUGCGGCACAGAACGGAAAGCAUCGUUGCUUUCGCCUACGAUUAUGUGUGCGAUUUACAACAGGAUCAGCUAAGAAGAUACGUCGAGAUCAAACAAUCGGACAUGCCGAGUGCUGUAGCGGCCAAGAAGACCCGUGAAUUCCGUUGUCCACCACGAGAACAGAUGAACGCCAUUCUGUGUUUCAAGAACCUGGAAGGUGAAGAUUUGGAGAACGGCUCAUGCGGACCUGAACUACGCGAUCGUUUGAUAGAGUUCCAUGACAAGCUGAUGGGCAAAGUUUCUCUGAACGCACUGCAGGAACCGGAGGAGGAAUCCACCGAUGCCACAGAAGACACCAAACCGGGAGCUUUGAAGAAGUUGUACAAUUUUAUCAACGCCGUCAAGGAGUUGGAGGAGGAUCCCAAAGAACCCGAAGAGGUUGAGAAGAAAACUCCGGAAGAAAUCUUCCGAAAGGUGCUCAUCAAGCAGAUCGUCUCCUGGGCGGAGGAAUCUCAAAUUGAAAACCCCAAACUGGUUCGUGAGAUGUUCGGCCUGUUGGUCAGACAGUACGAUACGAUCGGUGAACUGAUCAGUGCUAUGAACAAAACGUAUGUCAUCAACUCCAAGACAACUGCCGAUGUUGCAAACAUGUGGAUCGGCUUGAGUCAGAUCCGUGCCCUCUUGCCAGUGCAGAUGAGCCAAGAGGAAGAGGAAUUGAUGCGCAAACGUUUGUGGAAGUUGGUUAACAACCAUACGUUCUUCCAGCAUCCGGAUUUGAUUCGUAUCUUGAGAGUGCACGAGAACGUCAUGGCUGUAAUGAUGAACACUCUGGGUCGACGCGCUCAGGCUCAAAGCGACGCACCUGUACAGUCCAGUGAGGGUGAGGAGACACCGCCGAAGGAGAAGGAUACCUCUCAUCAGAUGGUCGUGGCUUGCUGUCGCUUCCUGUGUUACUUCUGUCGCACAGGUCGUCAAAAUCAGCGAGCUAUGUUCGAUCACUUCGACUUCUUGCUGGAAAACUCCAACAUCUUGCUGUCCAGGCCUAGCCUUCGAGGUUCCACUCCACUGGACGUAGCAUACUCCAGUUUGAUGGAGAACACCGAGCUCGCCCUGGCUCUUCGCGAACACUAUUUGGAGAAGAUCGCCGUCUAUCUAUCUCGUUGCGGUUUGCAAAGCAAUUCCGAGUUGAUUGAACGUGGCUAUCCGGAUCUUGGUUGGGAUCCCGUGGAAGGUGAACGUUAUCUGGACUUCCUGCGAUUCUGCGUGUGGGUCAACGGUGAAAGCGUCGAGGAGAAUGCCAAUCUGGUCAUUCGUUUGCUCAUUCGACGUCCAGAAUGCUUGGGUCCUGCGCUUCGUGGUGAAGGUGAAGGUCUGCUGAAAGCCAUCAUAGACGCCAACAAGAUGUCCGAGAAGAUUGCCGAGUGUCGAAAGAUGCACGAUGAUGCAGAAGGUAUGGUCACUAGCUUGGGUUUCUCGCAUCCACUUCCGGAGGGAGAUGAUGACGAGGACUACAUCGAUACCGGAGCUGCUAUGCUGUGCUUCUACUGUACGCUGGUGGAUCUGCUGGGCCGUUGCGCACCGGAUGCAUCGGUUAUCGAGCAAGGCAAGAACGAAUCACUGCGAGCUCGUGCCAUUCUGCGUUCCCUGGUACCACUGGAAGAUCUCCAGGGUGUUCUGGGUCUGAAGUUUACCCUAAUAAAUCCCGCUGACGGUGAAGAGAGACCAAAAUCGGACAUGCCAUCUGGGUUGGUUCCUGGACACAAACAGAGUGUGGUACUUUUCUUGGAGCGUGUCUAUGGAAUUGAAACGCAGGAAUUGUACUAUCGUCUAUUGGAAGAUUCUUUCCUGCCGGAUCUGCGAGCAGCUACCAUUCUGGAUCGUAGUGACGGUUCCGAAAGCGACAUGGCAUUGUCUAUGAAUCGCUACAUCGGUAACUCCAUUCUGCCUUUGCUCAUCAAACACUCCAAGUUCUACAACGAAGCUGAAAACUAUGCCAGCUUGCUGGACGCCACCCUGCACACCGUCUACCGAAUGUCCAAGAAUCGCAUGCUUACCAAGGGACAGCGUGAGGCAGUUUCCGACUUCUUGGUCGCACUGACCUCGGCCAUGCAUCCAGCUAUGUUGUUGAAACUUCUGCGAAAGCUCACCGUCGAUGUCUCCAAACUGUCCGAGUAUACUACCGUCGCACUGCGGCUGUUGACGCUGCACUAUGAUCGCUGUGCCAAGUACUACGGAACGACCGGCAGUGGUCAAGCGUCACAAUUCGGAGCUUCCUCGGACGAAGAGAAGCGUCUCACUAUGCUGCUGUUCUCGAACAUCUUCGAUUCGCUUAGUAACAUGGACUACGAUCCGGAGCUGUUCGGUAAAGCACUGCCUUGCCUGAUCGCCAUCGGUUGCGCUCUUCCACCGGACUACAGUUUGUCGAAGACAUCCGAAGAUGAUAUGUAUGGUAAGUCAACGAGCAGUCCUGAUCAACCGCACUACAACCCACAACCGAUCGAUACCACCGUGGUACAGUUGAGAAACGACUUGAACCAGAUAACCCAGAAGUUCAGCGAACACUAUCACGAUGCCUGGGCUAGCAAGAAGUUCGAGAACGGUUGGAGCUACGGAGAACAGUGGUCUGAUUCCAACAAGACCCACCCGCGUCUCAAACCGUACAACAUGCUCACAGAAUACGAGAAGGAACGUUACAGGGAACCAGUCCGUGAGAGCUUAAAGGCGCUGCUUGCUCUAAACUGGCGCGUCGAACACUCCGAAGGUGACGUCCCGCUUUCCAAUCGCGGAUCCAUGCGUAGACAGUCCAAGCCGAAUCUUGAAUUACAGGGAGAUACAGGUUCGCCGUUCAACUACAACCCGCAUCCUGUCGACAUGACCAACCUGACGCUGAGCAGGGAAAUGCAGAACAUGGCCGAACGGUUGGCCGAGAAUUCGCAUGAUAUCUGGGCCAAGAAGAAGUUCGAAGAGCUAAACCAGUGUGGUGGCGCUAUUCAUGCUCAGCUGGUGCCGUAUGAUCUGUUGACCGACAAGGAGAAGCGCAAGGAUCGUGAACGCUCACAAGAGUUCCUGAAGUAUUUGCAGUAUCAGGGUCUGAAGUUGCACAAACCAUCGCGCGGAAUGACCGAGGAGCCGGGAGUUACCGCCGCAGCCAUCGAGGCUCGUUUCGCUUAUUCGCUGUUGGAGAAGUUGAUUUCGUACAUCGAUCGUGCCACGAUUAACAUGAAGCUGCUGAGGCCUUCUACGACCUUCAGUCGACGGUCCUCUUUCAAGACCUGCUCAAGAGAUAUCAAGUUCUUCUCGAAGGUCGUGCUGCCGUUGAUUGAGAAGUACUUCUCUUCGAAUCGUAACUACUUCAUUGCGAUCGCUACGGCCACGAACAAUGUGGGAGCAGCAUCGCUGAAGGAAAAGGAAAUGGUAGCCGCACUGUUCACCAAGCUGGCUAGCUUGCUGCGAUACCGUAUGGCUGCUUUUGGAGCCGAUGUGAGGAUCACCGUUCGCUGUCUGCAGGUGCUGGUCAAGGGCAUUGACGCCAAAUCGUUGACGAAGAACUGCCCGGAGUUUAUCCGUACGUCUAUGCUGACGUUCUUCAACAAUACAUCCGAUGACUUGGGACAGACGAUCUUCAACCUGCAGGAAGGAAAGUACGAUCGCCUGCGCGGUACUCAUCUGAAGACGUCCACGUCGCUGGCGUACGUUAAUCAGGUUAUACUGCCGGUGUUGACGGCGUUGUUUGAUCAUCUGGCUGCUUGUGAUUAUGGCAGUGAUCUGCUCCUGGACGAAAUCCAAGUAGCAUCCUACAAAAUUCUGUCAUCGCUGUAUAAUCUUGGAACUGAUGCGAACCUCACGCGGGACCGUAAGUAUCUGAAGACCGAAAUCGAACGGCAUAAGCCUGCUUUGGGUUCUUGUUUGGGAGCGUUCAGCUCUUGCUUCCCGGUUGCCUUCCUGGAACCGCACUGCAACAAACACAAUCCGUUCUCGCUGCUGAAUCGCAUCGCCGAUACCUCCCUGGAAGCUCAGGAUAUCAUGACCAAGAUGGAGAGUUCGAUGCCAACUUUGGAGACGAUCCUUUCAGAGGUGGAUCACUUUGUCGAGUCGGAAAAGACUUACCAAGACGCUCAACAUAUCAUUGACGUUAUUCUACCGUUGCUAUGCUCGUAUCUACCGUUCUGGUGGAACCAAGGUCCGGAUAACGUUAGCCCGCAGUCUGGAAACCAUGUAACUAUGGUCACUGCCGAACAUAUGAAUCUUCUACUGAAGAACGUUCUGAAGAUGAUCAAGAAGAACAUUGCCAACGAAAAUGCACCCUGGAUGACCCGUAUUGCUAGCUUCACUCAGCAGAUCAUCAUAAACAGCUCCGAAGAGUUGCUGAAGGGUGUCUUCCUACCGUUGGCUGAACGUGCGAAAAAGCGAGUCGACAGCAUGUUCCACAAAGAGGAAAGCUUACGAGGUUUCCUGAAGUCUUCCACGGAUGACACGUCCCAAAUUGAAGCCCAGAUUCAGGAAGACUGGCAACUACUGGUUCGCGAUAUCUACUCCUUCUAUCCACUGCUGAUCAAGUACGUUGAUCUACAGAAGAAUCACUGGCUGAAGGAUAACAUUGCCGAGGCGGAAGAGCUGUACAACUACGUUGCCGAAAUCUUCAACGUUUGGUCAAAGAGUCAGUACUUCCUGAAGGAAGAGCAGAACUUUAUCUCUGCCAAUGAAAUCGAUAAUAUGGCACUGAUUAUGCCGACUGCCACCCGUCGUACGGCUGCCGUCUCUGGAGACGCUCCAGCAGCCGGAGGUAAGGUCAAGAAGAAGAAGCGUGCGCGCGACAAGAAGCGUGACAAGGACAAGGAAAUCCAGUCCAGCUUGAUGGUGGCCUGCCUGAAGCGUUUGCUACCGGUUGGCUUGAACCUGUUUGCCGGUAAGGAGCAGGAACUGGUGCAGCACUGUAAGGAUCGCUAUCUGAAGAAAAUGCCCGAAUAUGAAGUGAUGGAGUUCGCUCAUACUCAGCUGACGCUUCCGGACAAGCUAGACCCGGCGGAUGAAAUGUCUUGGCAGCACUAUUUAUACUCCAAGCUGGGCAAGAAGGAGGACACCGCCAUCCAGGAAUUGGUUGAGAAGACCGAUAAGAAGCAGGGCAACAAGAUCGAGGACACGGUCGAACGAAUCGUCGCCAUGGCCAAGGUCCUCUACGGAUUGCACAUGAUUGACCAUCCACAACAACAAAGUAAAAAUGUUUAUAGAAGUUGUGUAUCGAUACAGAGAAAACGGGCGGUUAUUGCUUGUUUCAGACAUGUCUCCUUACAUUCACUGCCAAGACACCGAGCGUGUAACAUCUUCGCCAAGACCUAUUCCGAACUAUGGCUGGAGGACGAGAAUGUUGGACAGGAGGUCAUGAUUGAAGACCUUACUCAAACAUUCGAGGAUGCCGAAAAGAAGAAGAAGGAGGAGGAAGAGGAGGAGGGUAAACCCGAUCCGCUGACUCAGCUGGUGACGACCUUCUGCCGUGGUGCGAUGACGGAACGCAGCGGUGCCCUCCAAGAGGACGCCCUGUACAUGUCCUACGCGAGCAUUGUGGCCCGGUCGUGUGGUGAAGAGGAAGAGGAAGGAGGCGACGAAGAGGAAGGCGGUGGCGGCGGCGAGGAUGAAGGUGGUGCUAGCAUUCAUGAACAAGAAAUGGAAAAGCAAAAACUUCUAUUCCACCAAGCCCGCCUGGCGAACCGUGGAGUGGCUGAGAUGGUCCUGUUGCACAUAUCGGCAUCCAAGGGUAUCCCUUCGGACAUGGUGAUGCGUACCCUGGAGCUAGGUAUUGCCAUUCUACGCGGUGGUAACAUCGACAUCCAGAUGGGCAUGUUGAAUCACCUGAAGGAGAAGAAAGACGUUGGAUUCUUCACUUCGAUCGCUGGCCUAAUGAACUCUUGCAGUGUCCUCGAUCUGGACGCCUUCGAGCGUAAUACCAAGGCCGAAGGUCUCGGAGUCGGUGCCGAAGGAGCAGCGGGCGAGAAGAACAUGCACGACGCCGAGUUCACAUGCGCUUUGUUCCGAUUCAUCCAGCUGACCUGUGAAGGUCACAACUUGGACUGGCAGAACUACCUGAGAACACAAGCCGGUAAUACCACCACCGUCAACGUAGUUAUCUGCACCGUCGAUUACCUGUUGCGACUUCAGGAAUCCAUCAUGGACUUCUACUGGCACUACUCCAGUAAGGAACUGAUCGAUCCAGCCGGUAAAGCUAACUUCUUCAAGGCAAUCGGUGUCGCCAGUCAGGUAUUCAACACCCUCACUGAAGUCAUCCAGGGUCCGUGUACGCAGAAUCAGCAGGCGCUGGCCCACUCCCGUCUGUGGGAUGCCGUCGGAGGUUUCCUGUUCUUGUUCUCACACAUGCAGGACAAUCUCUCCAAGCACUCUAGCCAGGUCGAUCUGCUGAAGGAACUGCUGAACCUGCAGAAGGACAUGAUAACCAUGAUGCUUUCCAUGCUUGAAGGUAAUGUCGUCAACGGUACGAUCGGUAAGCAGAUGGUGGACACCUUGGUCGAAUCGGCUUCCAACGUAGAGCUGAUUCUCAAGUACUUCGAUAUGUUCCUCAAGCUGAAGGAUCUGACCUCCACUCCGAGCUUCAUGGAAAUUGAUCCCAAUGGUGAUGGUUGGAUUUUACCGAAGGACUUCCGCGAGAAGAUGGAGCAGCAGAAGAGCUACACACCGGAGGAAAUAAACUUCCUGCUGGCAUGUUGCGAAAGCAACCACGAUGGCAAGAUCGAUUACAUUGGUUUCGUCGAUCGUUUCCACGAACCGGCAAAGGAAAUCGGCUUCAACUUGGCUGUACUGUUGACCAACCUUUCGGAACACAUGCCCAAUGAACCUCGCUUGGCACGGUUUUUGGAAACUGCCGGAUCCGUCCUGAACUACUUCGAGUCGUUCCUGGGCCGCAUCGAAAUUAUGGGUUCGUCCAAACGCAUCGAACGAGUAUACUUCGAGAUCAAGGAAGCCAACAUCGAACAGUGGGAGAAACCGCAAAUCAAGGAAUCCAAGCGUGCCUUCUUCUACUCGAUCGUUACCGAGGGUGGCGACAAGGAAAAGCUCGAAGCGUUCGUAAACUUCUGCGAGGAUGCCAUUUUUGAAAUGACUCACGCUUCGGGAUUGAUGGCUAGCGACGAGGACGGCGGAAAUGUACACCGCGAGGCAUCCUUCACGUACAUUAGCGAAGAAGAGGAGGAACGUGCAGCACGGGAUCCGAUCAAACGUACGAUCCAAGCCAUCAAGGAUGGUCUAUCCUACUCGAUGUACAUGAUCUCCCCGUCGAACAUCAAGCACCAGAUCGCAGUGUUGCAGACGAAAUCAUUCCCGGAAAUCAUCGUCGGCUUCUUCAAGAUGAUCUUCUACGCAUUCUACUACUCGGGCUUCGGGGUAUCGGUCAUCAUCAAGUACUUGGUGAACAUUCUCAUGUCACUGAUGCGUGGAUCGACUCAAUUGGAAGAGGAAGUGAUCGUAGAGGUUGAACCUACGCUACUAGCGUUACCACCGUUACCGACUGAAGAACCACCGAGCACCGUACAAGCAUUCGGUUUAGAUAUCAGUAAGGAAGAGAACGGACAGUACCGCGUACAAGCGCACGAAUCACCCGCGUUAAGUCCGUCUUCGUCUGUGGAGGAGACUGGCGAAAGCAGUCCAGAAGAUGGUGCCGGCGAACUAUCGGCUGAUGCUGCAAGUGGUGAACCACCGAUGACCUUGAUUGAUCUCUUGGGAGGUGAAGCGGCAAAGCGUGCGGCUCAGGAACGAUCCGAAGCCCAGAAGGCUCAGGAAGCUACACUGGCUAACAUUGAGGCCGAACAGAAGAAAGCAUCUUCUGAAGUUAAGGAGCCAGCUGCCGUUACUCAGAUCGACUUCUCCAAGUACACGAAGAAGGCCGUCAGCUUUUUGGCUAGGAAUUUCUAUAACCUGAAGUAUGUGGCUUUGGUGCUGGCUUUCUGUAUCAACUUUAUGCUGCUAUUCUACAAGGUAACAACACUGGGAGAGGACGACGCUGCAGAUGGAUCUGGCGAUGAUAUGAUGGAAUUGGCAUCGGGACUUGGCUCUGGAUUGGCGGAAACGGUUUUGGAAGGAGGAAGCGGCGAUGGUGGCAGUGGAGAUGGUGGUGAUGAUGGCGACGGAGAAGAUCCAAUGGAAAAGGUCGAGGUGGACGAGGACUUCUUCUACAUGGAACACGUAAUGCGGGUGGCGGCCUUCUUGCACAGUUUGGUAUCGCUCUGCAUGUUGAUCGCUUACUAUCACCUGAAGGUACCACUGGCUAUCUUCAAGCGCGAAAAGGAAAUUGCUCGACGAUUGGAAUUCGAUGGACUGUUCAUUGCUGAGCAACCGGAAGACGACGAUAUCAAAUCACACUGGGAUAAACUGGUCAUUUCGGCCAAGACUUUCCCGGUCAACUACUGGGAUAAAUUCGUCAAGAAGAAGGUCCGUCAGAAGUACAGCGAAACUUAUGACUUUGAUUCUAUCUCCAAUCUACUUGGAAUGGAGAAGAAUGCCUUUGCCGCCCAGGAAAGUGUCGAAGGAGGUGGCUUAUUCCACUUUAUAGCAAACAUCGAUUGGAGAUAUCAGAUCUGGAAGGCCGGCGUCACCAUAACGGAUAAUUCGUUCCUGUACUCACUGUGGUACUUCAUUUUCUCAGUCAUGGGUAACUUCAAUAAUUUCUUCUUUGCGGCUCACUUGCUCGAUGUGGCGGUAGGCUUCAAGACGCUACGUACGAUCUUGCAGUCCGUAACGCACAACGGCAAACAGCUGGUGCUGACGAUGAUGUUGCUCACAAUCAUCGUGUACAUCUACACCGUAAUUGCGUUCAACUUCUUCCGUAAGUUCUACAUCCAGGAGGACGACGAUGGAGAGGAGGGCGAUCGGAAGUGUCAUGACAUGGGCACCUGCUUUGUCUUCCAUCUGUACAAGGGUGUCCGGGCGGGUGGUGGUAUAGGUGACGAAAUCGGUGAUCCGGAUGGUGACGAGUACGAGGUGUACCGUAUCCUGUUCGACAUCUCAUUCUUCUUCUUCGUCAUCGUUAUUCUGCUUGCCAUCAUCCAGGGUUUGAUCAUUGAUGCUUUCGGUGAGCUUCGUGAUCAGCUGGAGUCGGUCAAGGAGGACAUGGAGUCUAACUGCUUCAUUUGCGGAAUAGGCAAAGACUAUUUCGAUAAGGUACCCCACGGGUUCGAUACGCACGUCGCCCAGGAGCACAACCUGGCGAACUACAUGUUCUUCCUGAUGCAUUUAAUCAACAAACCGGACACCGAAUAUACCGGUCAGGAGACGUACGUGUGGAACAUGUACCAGCAGAGAUGUUGGGACUUCUUCCCCGUCGGUGACUGCUUCAGGAAGCAGUACGAAGAUGAACUGAGCGGCGGUGGCAGUUAAUUUGCUGAGUAACAUUAGAACAAACCAAAGAUUACGAACAAACGAACAGAAACCAAACAAUCAUCAACAAAUGUAGGAAGAAAAUUUUAAAGACAUUUUUUCAAAGCUUCCCUUUUAAAAAUUGAUCGACUAUUCCAAAGAAAUCCUUACCCUUUAAAACUUUCCAAAACAAAACAACUUUAAAAACAAAUCAACAUUUAUGAAAUGUCAAUCUGAAAACCCCGUAAAAUCAAAGUAAGACUCAAUUUAGGGAAAAAUUGUAAAUCUUUAAAUCACCCAUUAAGCAACUUAAUAUUUACCUAACAAAGAUCAUCUCAAAACCAAAACCUCUCGCCGGGAACUUCGGGUUACUUGUUAUAAUUCGAUAGAUAAGAACUUGGAACUUGGAAAACUUCUUGACAAGGACGAUCAUCGUUUAAAUAAAUAAAACAAAAACAUGACUAAUUGUCACUUCACGAACGAGCAAACUGACAUUUAGUUGAUAAAUAUUUUAAUUUCAUUUGUUUUCUCGUCUGCACCACCACUGAAGCGUAUGUAUUUCUUUUCGUUGCUUAAGUUUUGUCUUUUUUAUACUCUUUUUAAAUGGUACUGUUAAAAACUAGAAGGAAAACAAAGAAAGAAGAAAAACGUGACAAAUCGACGAAAUGUGGAAGGGUAAACAUUUAUGCGAACUAAGUAGUUAAUAUAUUGAACACUUUUUACCUAGUUGAAGAGAUUUUAUUAAGAUUAAUAAUAAAAACAAAGAUCGAUUACUUAUGAGUAAA